AAGAAAACUUCGGACUUCCUCUUUUGCAGUAGCGAGCAGCCUCUCCACACUUUCAUCCGCUGCCUCAAAGCCGAGCUGACUGAGCAGCCCUCAAAGACUCCAUCCUCCUGAUAGACUGCACAGCUGGAUGUAACACCACAAGGGUGCAGUUUUAAGAAUCGAAUGGACAGGAGAGAGCAUCCUCCCUCUGGCGACACAUCCCCCUGAACCAACAGACUGAGCAGUUUAUCUUCUCAAUACAACACCAACUGCGUCGACAGCAAACCACUGGAACAGGAUCGAGGAGGCGAGAAAGGACUGGAACAAGAGAAGUGCGUAGGUAGACAGGUAGAUGGACCAAAGGAAACCUGAGGACACAAACUCACUGAAAAGGGAGAGACAAGCACAGAGGCAUCCCUCAGACUGUUAUCACAUCUUCCGCUCAGUUGGGAGGACUGUCUGAAAGUUAAACCCUUCACUCCCACCUCUGAGGAAUUCAGGAGCCUUGGUUGCAGCUUGAAGGAGUCAUUCCAGGAGUUUCUUAUCAAUAACCCACUGAGAGGAUCACACAGGGUCACCUGACAAAACUGGACCGAGAGCAGAGAGAAAGACUGAAGGUUAUUUUUUCUCUCUCUUUCUCUUGCACUUUAGUGGACGUGUAACAGGAAUUUAAGCUAAGUAGGAACCAUGUGUAAAGGCUAGUUUGAGAAGACAAGAGUUUCCUUGGCAGGCCACGGGAUAUAGUUUAAGACAAUACACCUUUCUGGACUGCCUGAACUCAAUCCCCCCAUGGUGUGAAUGCAGACAUCCAAUCAACCUGUACUGUAUGUAUAUAUGUGAGCAUCUGUGUGCAUAUGAGAUUAUUUAUUGGUGUCAUCACUGAGUGAUAACAUAUCUUUGUGCUAAAGUACUAACUGUCCUUGUAUGCAAAUAUACAUUUCUGCAAAUAGCAAUCAGAGACAGACAGCACAGGAACAUCAGCAACAAAAAAAAACUACCUUUAAGUAGUCUACACUGGUCAGAUACUGUAAGCUGGACCGUUACAUCAUCCAUAUAUAUCAGCGGGGACGGAACAAGAGCUUCAGAUUGCGUUGCUCUGGCUGAGCUCUUCUAUCUGUCUUCCCUUCAUAAAGAUACAGGCUGACAGUAACGCCCACCAGGGGGGAUCUCUGAGGGAAACAUGGAGGCAACCAUCCGUCCCCAUGUCCCCUCGAAUGGCUGACUCCAGAGAAAGAGCCUAAUCUUGUUUCCCUUGCCCAGAACAAGGCAGGGGUGUCCAGCGCUAAUUAGAGCCACAGCCCCUCUCUCUUCCGCCCCCAAAAACGUGCGAAUGUCCUGCCUCAGGCGUCAGCCUGUCACCAUCCCUAUGGACACCGUCAAGAUCAUCCAGUCAGAGAAGUUCCCCCGAGAGUGCCCCGUUCCCAUCACCCAGCCUCGCUAUGCCCCACCCCCCAGAGUGGCAUGGGCCGGCGGAGGGGAAGGCGAAAUCAUCGUCAACCAGGCCUGCAGCGACCUGACCCUGGACAUCACGGGGUCUCCCUGUCAGAUGGUGUCCCCCUCGGUCCCCGUGACGCGCAGGGAGCAGAGCUUCCUGGCGCAGCGCAAAACCAGUGCCAACGAAAUCUGCUACCACCAGUUCCACUACAAGAUGGAAGACGUCAUCGUCAACCAGUACGUGCUGCGCUCCUCCUCCACCUCCUCCUCCACUUCCUCCUCCUCCUCAUCGGGAGCCGUCAUGCCCUGCGAGCCCCUGGACUGCCCCACCUGCGGUCACACCUACAACUUUGCAGGCAAGCGUCCACGCAUCCUCUCCUGCCUGCACUCGGUGUGUGAGGAGUGCCUGCAGAUCCUCUACGAGUCCUGUCCCAAGUACAAGUUCAUCUCCUGUCCCACGUGCAGGCGCGAGACAGUGCUGUUCACUGACUAUGGUCUGGCUGCUCUGGCCAUCAACACCAGCAUCCUGAGCCGCUUGCCCUCUGACCCCAACGGGCCCGUGCAGUGGGGCGGGGAGGCCGACCGCAGCUGCUACCAGACUGUGCGCCAGUACUGCCAGUCAGCCUGCACCUGCCAGAUCGCCAACCCCUUGUCCUCCUGUGGCAUCAUGUAGACAAGGGGAGACAAUGCAGGCAUGACUUGACGAUGCCCCCGAGCCCCCCACCACCACUCUUUUCGUCUAUAAGCUCUACCCUUUCUGCCAACCCCCUCUCACACACACACACAUACAGUAAAUAAAUCCCUCCACAGAUGUUAUCUCUAUAUAUUUAAUAGCACAGAUAGAUGCUAUGUGGGACUAAUGGAUGCCGAUGGUUCAAUAAAUAGUAAAUAUAUGUAUUUUAUGUAUGGACUGGAAUCCUAUUCACCCUCUUUCGUUUGGUUGGACGUGUUUGUCAUUGACAUCUCUUUACAUGGGAGGUCUAUCCCCCCAACCUAGGUGAAUAAAGAUGAAAUAAAUUAUAAAAGUAA
Messenger RNA from Cyclopterus lumpus (lumpfish), 2442 nucleotides. It is a transcript of the gene rnf208, whose product is annotated as ring finger protein 208. The record is from RefSeq and is a predicted model, not a curated record. NCBI's taxonomy places the organism in Eukaryota, Metazoa, Chordata, Actinopteri, Perciformes, Cyclopteridae. The transcript is spliced from 3 exons. Gene Ontology annotation, molecular function: ubiquitin protein ligase activity. Bases 1310 to 2086 code for a protein of 258 amino acids. Gene Ontology annotation, biological process: protein ubiquitination.